AUGAUUAGCUUUGACACGUUCUCUGGACCUUGUGCACGUGUACGUGAGUCCGAUUUAGAUGCCAAGGGUCUUCUUGUACUUGCUGAACAGUCGACACCCAUAUUGAAGCUUUUUCCGCCUCUUUUUGGUGCGUCGGACACGUUUUAUGAGCGUCAGAAGGAUGUCAAGGACAGUUGCGACGUGUUUUAUAUGAACAAGAUGGCUGGACAGGAUCAGAACCACAAGAUAAAGCACGACCAAGCUACUGGUGGACGUAUACGACAGAUUGUACAGCUAUUGACGCUACAGAGUCACAACGUCGGUGAUGCCCGCUCUGCUCUCGUGGCCAAGCUGCUGCGUAUUGUAAAAGUGAAUGAGCUAUUGCUGACUCGAGCUACAGAGGAACAAAUCGCCAAUGCUGCUAAUGACGCUAUUACAGACGAGAUCUUGGAAUCUGUGGAUCAGGAAGAACGUCGGCGCAAUGGGUUGACCAUGCAGCAGCAGCCCAUGGCCUCCACGCUGUUUGGCCCUGGACCCUUGAGUCCAUUUCGAGUGCUAGAACUUGUGGAUGUGCUAGACUCGACAACUGGUGGGAUGGUCAAACGAAUGCUGACAAAGGUGAGACGGAGAGCUUCGAAUAACACACGGAUGGUGAAGGACAAUGAUAUAGGGAGAGAAGUUGAGUUUUGUCGUUUCUGUUCAUCCUACGGAGAUCAUACUGCUACUCAGCAUCGAUGUCGAUUGUGUGAAGUUACUGGACAUCACCGUAGUCAAAGCUGUCCGUAUCGAGAAAUGGCUGGAUCUACUACUUGUAACUCUGACACUAACUUACCCGAAAGCUCUGGUGCUAGCGUUGACGCAACUGACGAGGACCAUAGUUUUUGCACGUUGUGUAACUUGUGGGGAAAUCAUGCCACGGAGCGUCAUCAGUGUCGCAAGUGCGGUGCUCAUGGUGUUCAUCGUAGUCAAAGAUGUUUGUCGCUAGCGACGAAUCUUGUUUCAUUGUCGACAGAUGCGAGACAGGGACAAAAGUUUUGUACAUACUGUAAUGCAUGGCGACGACAUGCGUCAGAUAAGCAUCGGUGUCGAUUAUGUGGGGCUGUGGGCUUGCAUCGGUCUGAUUCCUGUACUCAGCGCAGUAGCAGUAACAUUAUGUUGUCAUACUCAGUGGAUGCGGCGUCCAAAGUUCGAGACCGUGUACUGGAGAAGAUCCCACAAGUGCUGCCUCCUUCGGCUGUGACACUCGUGUGGCGUAGCCUCGAUAAGGUUGGUGACGCCGAUCUCAUUUUGCGAAAAACAUUGCAACGGAUAGGCGUAUGGGGUGGUGGGUCUCAAACGCCUAUCACUACACCUUACGCACCUCCAAGUGUCAAUACCAGCUCAGAUGGGGCGGUUACUGUUAGCCAUGAAAAUGGUGUCAUAGAUCAUGAUCGUCCAGAGUUGCUAUCUUCGCCCCGCCGCGCGACUUCUGUGCCUUCGUCAUGUAAUCCAUCGGUGCUACGUGUUCCAUAUGAGGGACAGCCUAAUGGUGUGUACGUCUUGUCUUAUGCUGAAGGCAAUUCGGUGGUGCCGGCGCGCAUUCUCAAGUAUAUGCGGUUGCUCAUGCACCACGAGGUGUCGACAAAUGCCUUUUCCGUGGUCGUUCGCUUUGACCCGCGGCCAUCGCACUGGGAGCUCAUGAAGCCUGGCAUGGUGUCACCUCGAUCACUGCCAUCUACUCCGACUCUAUGUCACCAGUUGGGAAAGCGAAUGGCACACUACACUCUCCAAACGCUGUUGGGAGCGCGCAACAGACUUCGAGAACGAGAAGUGGCGCAACGGAAAUAUCAACACCAGGUGGAUCAUUCUCAAGUCAAGUUACAACAUCGACAAACGCAGGAAGAUGUACAUUAUGAUCAGCAUCAAGCAAAUGCUCAUGAGACAAGGCAAGUAGUAGUACCUGUAGAUGCGUAG
Messenger RNA from Peronospora belbahrii, 1932 nucleotides. The record is from the annotation of a GenBank genome assembly. Lineage: Eukaryota; Oomycota; Peronosporomycetes; Peronosporales; Peronosporaceae.